AUACAAUUUUAAUAUAUUAGAAAUUGUAAUUUAUCAUUUCAUUAUUCAAAUUUUGUGACAGCAUAUACAUAACCUAUAAUGAAACGAUUUCAUGAAACCAAAUUAUUUCGGCAGUUUUUACCAUUUAUGAUACUUGUUAUAGGUGGUUCAUUCUUCAUUCAAGAAUUUACAAAAUUAAAAUAUAAAUAUCCAAAAGUUAUAUCACAGGAUUUCAAAAUGGAAAUAAAAAAAAAAGGUAUUGAAAUGAAAAAAUCUUGUACUCUUGAAGAGGAAUAUGAGAAAAUAAAAACUUUGGAUAUUGAUAAUUGGAAAAAUGUUCGUAUACCACGACCAUGGGAGGAACCAAAUAGUCCAAACAAUUAAGAUUUAAAAAAAAAAUUUUCAUUUUAGAAAAAAAAAUAUAUAUAUAAUA
Apis dorsata (giant honeybee) is the source of this 412-nucleotide messenger RNA. RefSeq names its product cytochrome c oxidase assembly protein COX16 homolog, mitochondrial (gene l(3)neo43). Bases 79 to 363 code for a protein of 94 amino acids. Gene Ontology annotation, biological process: mitochondrial respiratory chain complex IV assembly. Gene Ontology annotation, cellular component: mitochondrial inner membrane. The record is from RefSeq and is a predicted model, not a curated record. The transcript has 3 exons. NCBI's taxonomy places the organism in Eukaryota, Metazoa, Arthropoda, Insecta, Hymenoptera, Apidae.